Messenger RNA from Telopea speciosissima, 916 nucleotides. RefSeq names its product ADP-ribosylation factor 2-like. NCBI's taxonomy places the organism in Eukaryota, Viridiplantae, Streptophyta, Magnoliopsida, Proteales, Proteaceae. The transcript has 7 exons. Gene Ontology annotation, biological process: vesicle-mediated transport; intracellular protein transport. Gene Ontology annotation, cellular component: cytoplasm. The record is from RefSeq and is a predicted model, not a curated record. Gene Ontology annotation, molecular function: GTP binding; GTPase activity. The coding region runs from base 135 to 680 and encodes 181 amino acids.
GAGCCUCGUCCGCUUUCCUCCCCAUUUCCUCACCACCCAAAGAUUUCAAACUUCUUCUUGCCAUCUUCUCCUUCCCGAUCUGCAUUUGGAGAUCUGACUGAUCUGGUUCUUCUGUGUUUCUCAGCUUCGAAGCAAUGGGGCUCCAAUUCUCGAGGCUCUUCAGUCGCCUCUUCGCGAAGAAGGAGAUGAGAAUCCUCAUGGUUGGCCUUGAUGCGGCUGGUAAAACUACCAUUCUUUACAAGCUCAAGCUCGGAGAGAUCGUUACCACCAUUCCCACCAUUGGUUUCAAUGUAGAGACAGUGGAAUACAAAAACAUCAGCUUCACUGUUUGGGAUGUGGGUGGUCAGGAUAAGAUCAGACCAUUGUGGAGGCACUACUUCCAAAAUACACAGGGUCUUAUCUUUGUGGUCGACAGCAAUGAUAGAGACCGUGUAGUUGAGGCAAGGGAUGAGCUUCACCGGAUGCUAAAUGAGGAUGAAUUGCGAGAGGCUGUUUUGCUUGUUUUCGCCAAUAAGCAAGAUCUGCCCAAUGCAAUGAAUGCUGCGGAAAUUACUGAUAAGCUUGGUCUACAUUCCCUGCGCCAGCGGCACUGGUACAUUCAGAGCACUUGUGCUACAUCUGGUGAGGGAUUGUAUGAAGGACUGGAUUGGCUCUCCAGCAACAUUGCCAACAAGGCCUGACCUCUAUCACUGCCGGUGGAGAAUUAGGGAAUUGUAUUGGCUUUAACAUGCGUGUGAUUGCUGGCUGCAUACCUUCCGUUCACAGUUACAUGUUCAGGAAUAGUUUUUUCUUUCUCCCUCAGUUUCCUUGCAUUUGUUUCAGCUCUAUUCUUUUUGUAUCUCAAACAGAUUCAUGGUCAUAUUUUGUAGAACUCUAAAAUUGUUAUGAUUUUCCAAAUAUAGUUUGCUACAUGAUU